AUGCAAGAAAACGAUGGAACUCUUGAAAAAUUGCAGUUUAUGCUCCUGUUCAGCCGGCAAGGCAAACUUAGGCUACAGAAAUGGUACGUCGCACACUCGGAUAAGGUGAAGAAGAAGAUCACCCGCGAACUGAUCACAACAAUCCUCUCGCGUAAGCCGAAGAUGUGUUCCUUCUUGGAGUGGAAAGAUUGUACGAUCGUUUACAAAAGAUACGCCAGCUUGUACUUUUGUUGCGCUAUCGAACAGAACGAUAAUGAGCUGUUAACGCUGGAAGUAAUACACAGAUACGUGGAGCUGUUGGACAAAUACUUCGGUAGUGUCUGUGAGCUGGACAUUAUUUUCAACUUCGAGAAGGCCUAUUUCAUACUAGACGAGCUGCUGGUGGGAGGCGAAAUACAGGAAACGUCCAAAAAGAACGUCCUCAAGGCAAUCGCAGCUCAAGAUGUGCUACAAGAGGACGAAACGCCACAAGGAUUCUUCGAGGAUCAUGGGCUCGGAUAG
Messenger RNA from Anopheles marshallii, 501 nucleotides. RefSeq names its product AP-1 complex subunit sigma-2 (gene AP-1sigma). Gene Ontology annotation, molecular function: clathrin-cargo adaptor activity. Gene Ontology annotation, cellular component: membrane coat; intracellular membrane-bounded organelle; AP-1 adaptor complex. The coding region runs from base 1 to 501 and encodes 166 amino acids. The record is from RefSeq and is a predicted model, not a curated record. Lineage: Eukaryota; Metazoa; Arthropoda; Insecta; Diptera; Culicidae. The transcript has 5 exons. Gene Ontology annotation, biological process: vesicle-mediated transport; intracellular protein transport.